Messenger RNA from Melanotaenia boesemani (Boeseman's rainbowfish), 2908 nucleotides. RefSeq names its product otoconin 90 (gene oc90). Gene Ontology annotation, biological process: lipid catabolic process; arachidonate secretion; phospholipid metabolic process. Gene Ontology annotation, molecular function: phospholipid binding; calcium ion binding. The record is from RefSeq and is a predicted model, not a curated record. The coding region runs from base 419 to 2797 and encodes 792 amino acids. The transcript has 17 exons. Lineage: Eukaryota; Metazoa; Chordata; Actinopteri; Atheriniformes; Melanotaeniidae.
UCAUCUGGAACACCUAGAACCGUGAAAGUUUUCACUUACACACCUGUAACAUUUAAUCUCUUUUCGUCCCCGUUUGAACAUUUCAUCAUGGUUUUAGUAUUUAAUAUAAAGGUGAAAGUGUGCAUUUACCAUUAUAACCAUCAUGUGCACACACCUGAAAGCAGCUCUCACACACCGACUUCUGUAUUGGAUCCGCUGUCAGCUUUUUCCGACAUGGGCAGUUGUUGACAUCAGGGGUGACUGAUUCCCAAUCUGUGCUGUUCUGGGACACAUGCAGUGUGAAUCAGCACUGUAUUGAUGGGACAUGUGGAGAGCCGUGGCCCACAUUUUCUGCCCUGCAUGCUCCUCUGGACUCGGGUUAUUGGAACCUGCCAACAGGAUUAUCUCUGAUUAAAUCAGUCUGCUCUCCACCUGCGAGAUGACCAAAUCUAUUCAGGCUUAUUCUUUUACAGGCGCUGUGUGUUGGUCUAUUCAGUCCUUAUUUUCUCCUCUGUCAGAUUGUCUAGGCCAGCGCUUCACCUGGAUCCAUGCGGUCUUCCAUAAUUUUCCCUCGCUGCUGAACUUUGUGUGGAAGCUCCGCUGUGUGUCGGGGAUUUGUCCACGUGACCUGGAAGAUUACGGCUGCUCCUGCAGAUAUGUGGCAGUUGGGAACCCUGUGGAUCCUCUGGACAUCUGCUGUGAGACUCACAGACUGUGUUACCAGAACGCUGCCCCCUGCAGGCUGGAGGUGCCUCAACCCUCCUACAACUUCACCUGCUCUGCAGCCAACACCAGCUGUGAUGCUGCUGACUUGUGCCAGCAGAAGUUUUGUGAAUGUGACCAGGCGGCCAUCGACUGCAUUACUCAGAGUCCAUACGACUUGACCCUGAGAGGCCUCUCAGAGGCGUCCUGCUCUGCUGCAAAUCAAACAGAUCUGCUCAGCGGCGCCAUGGAGACCGACGGGGUCUUCACAGGAGCAGAUGUUUACCCAGCAGUGAACGACUCUUCCAGCUUCCUGUUGUCCAACUCCUCCUUCCUGCCAGCAGAGUUGGAGGAAGUUGCAGGAGGUGCAGGGGAGGAAAAAGAGGACGAAAUGACACUCCUCAGUUUCAUCUCUAAAGAUCUGAAUGAGACCAUUACAGAGGAAGCACUCGAGCUGGAAGAGAUCAUGGAGCAUCAGAUGACCCACAGUUUCUCAGCAAUGGGCACUGAUUCGGUUCUGUUCGUCCAUGAUGGAGACACACGAAACAACACAGAAUCUGAGACAAUCAGUCCACUGAGCUCUGCUGAUUUAAACGAAGGAACUAAUCAAUCCGUCGCUGACGUUACGCCAGCUGUUCAUGCUACAGCAUCCCUGACCGCGACUUUACCCAGAGCAGUGUCGUCACUAAAGAGAAGUCCAGCCAUCACCACCGAGUCGCCAUUGAUAUCAACCGAAUAUCAGAUCAGUCCCAACUUGAAAAUGACCAUCAGCAUGGAUUUCCCAGAGUCAUCUGAAGAAGAGGAGGAUGAAAAUGAUGAUGAUGAAGAGCUCUUACCGACACAGUCAACUACAACUCCGACUCUCACCACAGACCAGUCCAACAAGGUGAAAGACGGCACAACUCACACAGAAGAGAAAACACCAGCUUCUCAAAGAGGACCACAGAUGACAACCAGAAGCCGGCACUCAGAAACCAAACCAGUGAGAACCAGUACAACUCCUCGGGCUUCAUGGGGGAAGGAAGUCACGCCUCCACCACCUCCAGCUGCUGUCUUCAGUCUCCUGAGUGAAGGUAAGAAGCCACUAACAUCUUCAUCAACCACAUCUUUGUCACCAACCACCACCCUGACAACACGCAGAAACCAGACCGCCUCCACAAAACCACAACGGGGCACCACGACGACGACAGCGGACAGGUUUUCAUCUGUUGCCAUGAAAACAGUCGACUCUGAAGAGGAGCUCCAGAAGACGAACUGGGACUUGGCUCAGAAGAGGGCGGUGCCGUUCUUCGCCUGGUCCCUGCUGGAGUCCGUCGGACUUAGCGACAUGCAGCAGCCAGAUGGCAAAGAGUGCCGUCUCUCCUUCGGUGUGUCCAGCAGCGACGGUCGAACCAGGAGGGAGAUGCCGGCGCUCGGAGAGAUGCUGCACUGUCUCACAGGAAGAUGUCCACACGAGUACGAGAUGUACGGCUGCUACUGUGGACAGGAGGGAAGUGGACAGCCUCUGGACCAGCUGGACAGGUGCUGCUUCUUCCAUCGCUGCUGCUUGAAGCAGAUCGCGGUGAUGGGCUGCAGAGCAGAGAGAAGACUCAACGCCCAUGUGUCCUGCGAGGGCAGCAGACCCCGAUGUCAGGGCGUCGCUGUGUGUGACAAACUCCGGUGUGUGUGUGAUAAAACCACCGCGGAGUGCAUGGCGGUGGCACACUUUAACCACAGCCUUCCGACUCAGCGGUGCCGCGGACCACCACCACCCUGCCGCCGAGCAAGCGGACCACCCAAACCUUCCAAGGUGUCCAGCGAGGAGAGCAAACAGAGCGAGGAGCUGCAGACAGACCUGGACACGGGCGAUGGUGCAGAGAUGACUUCACCUGUCCAACAUCCAGACAGCGAUGAGAGCUCUGAGCUGACGGAGACACAUCCUCUUCAUCCUCCAUCCAGUGAGGAGAGCAGAGAGCUGCAAACUCUCUAUCAUCUGAAUACUGAGCCCAUCCAAGUCCAAACACCAGCAGAGAGAGGAGAAGAGGAGGCGGCAGAAGAAGGAGAGAAAGAAGAAGAGGAGGAUGAACAAGGAGAGGGGGAGGAGGAGGAUGGACAGGAAGAGGAGGAAGGAGACUAGAGCAGAAAAUGUGGCAGCUUUUCUUUUGGUGAAUUAAGACUUUUCUCUCGAAGACAGAUGAAGAUAAAAACACCACAGCAUGUCAUAUCUGAUAAAAACACUUUAUUUGAA